Molecule: messenger RNA, 1206 nt
Organism: Tetrahymena thermophila SB210
Lineage: Eukaryota; Ciliophora; Oligohymenophorea; Hymenostomatida; Tetrahymenidae
Product: 26S protease regulatory subunit 6B
Exons: 6
Biological process (GO): proteasome-mediated ubiquitin-dependent protein catabolic process
Cellular component (GO): proteasome regulatory particle, base subcomplex
Molecular function (GO): ATP binding; proteasome-activating activity; ATP hydrolysis activity
Source: RefSeq, a predicted model, not a curated record
AUGGAAAUUGAAAAGACUGGAUAAGCUGCUGCUCCUACCAAUCUCAAUGAUUUAAGUGAGCAAGAUUUAUAUCAAAAAAUGAAAGAAUUAGAAAAGGAAUUAGAAUUCCUUGAUAUCUAAGAAGAAUUCAUUAAGGAUGAUUAAAAGAAGUUAAAGAGAGAGUUAGUUCGUUCAAAGGAAGAAUUAAAGAGAAUUCAAUCUACACCUCUUGUUAUUGGUCACUUCAUUGAAAUGAUUGAUGAAUUGCACGCAUUAGUUUCAUCAUCUGGUGGUUCUACAUACUAUGUUAGAGUUCUCUCUACUUUAGAUAGAGAAUUAUUGAAACCCUCAACAAGUAUUGCACUUCAUCGUCAUUCUCACUCUGUUGUAGAUAUCCUUCCAAGUGAAUCUGAUUCUUCAAUUUAAAUGAUGAAAGUUACUGAAAAACCCGAUGUUUCUUAUCAAGAUAUUGGUGGUUUAGAUCAAUAAAAGUAAGAAAUGAAAGAAGCAGUAGAACUUCCUUUAACAUAUCCUGAAUUGUAUCAAUAAAUUGGUAUCGACCCUCCAAGAGGUGUUUUAAUGUAUGGUCCUCCUGGUACUGGUAAAACUAUGAUGGCAAAAGCUGUUGCUCACCAUACUACAGCUGCUUUUAUUAGAGUAGUUGGUUCUGAAUUCGUAUAAAAAUAUCUUGGUGAAGGCCCUAGAAUGGUCAGAGAUGUCUUUAAACUUGCCAGAGAAAAUGCUCCUUCUAUUAUAUUUAUUGAUGAAGUCGAUGCUAUUGCUACCAAACGUUUUGAUGCUUAAACUGGUGCUGAUAGAGAAGUUUAAAGAGUUUUAAUUGAAAUGCUUAACUAAAUGGAUGGUUUCGAUCAAACUACAAAUGUCAAAGUUAUUAUGGCAACUAAUAGAUCAGAUACUCUUGAUCCUGCCCUUCUUCGUCCUGGUAGACUUGAUAGAAAGAUUGAAUUCCCUCUUCCUGAUAGAAGACAAAAGCGUCUUAUUUUCUAAACUGUUACAGCAAAGAUGAACUUAUCUGAAGAUGUUGAUCUUGAAGCAUAUGUUAGCAGACCCGAUAAAAUUUGUUGUGCUGAUAUAUCUGCAAUUUGUUAAGAAGCUGGUAUGCAAGCAGUUAGAAAGAACAGAUAUGUUGUUACAUAAAAAGAUUUCGAUAAGGCUUAUAAGAUAGUCAUUAGAAAAUCAGAAAGAGAAUUUAAUUUCUACAAGUGA